AUUCAUUCCGCACCGAAUCACCAUUAGUUUUUCUUUUUCCAUUUCCUUCGUCGUUUCUCAUCCUCAUCCUUUCUUCGUCUUCUUCACAACAACAAACCCUCACACCACACCCUAAAGCUCCCUCACCUCAACCUCCUCUCUCUCCCUCUCUCUCUUCAUUUUUUUUAGCUUUUGCGGAUGGCGUCGAAGAGGAUCUUGAAGGAACUCAAGGAUUUGCAGAAGGAUCCUCCUACAUCAUGUAGCGCUGGUCCAGUUGCCGAAGACAUGUUUCAUUGGCAAGCUACCAUAAUGGGUCCUCCAGAUAGUCCUUAUGCUGGGGGCGUCUUCCUUGUCACCAUUCAUUUUCCUCCGGAUUAUCCUUUUAAGCCUCCGAAGGUGGCAUUUAGAACAAAGGUUUUCCACCCAAAUAUCAACAGCAAUGGUAGCAUUUGCCUUGACAUCUUGAAAGAGCAGUGGAGCCCUGCCCUAACUAUUUCCAAGGUCCUACUUUCAAUCUGUUCACUGUUGACGGAUCCAAAUCCGGAUGACCCCCUCGUGCCUGAGAUUGCUCACAUGUACAAGACUGACCGGAACAAAUAUGAGACAACUGCUAGGAGCUGGACACAGAAGUACGCCAUGGGCUAAGCGAUGGUGACUUUAAUGAUAAUGCAUUUAGAUUGUCCCAAUUUUUAUGCUCUCACUGUCUGUUCUAUAUAUGAAUGAAUCCUUUAUCUCUCGGUCUGUUGCAACCAUCGUAUGCUGAUGCUUGAGCAAAGAAAGGUCGUUAACAUUUCCCCUUUCAUUCCAAUUGGAAAAUAUUUUCUUAUUUGGUUGUGUGGAUUAAUAUAAUACAAUAUAUAGGACACUGAAAUGUA
Molecule: messenger RNA, 854 nt
Organism: Cucumis melo (muskmelon)
Lineage: Eukaryota; Viridiplantae; Streptophyta; Magnoliopsida; Cucurbitales; Cucurbitaceae
Product: ubiquitin-conjugating enzyme E2 10
Exons: 5
Coding region: 178-624 (148 amino acids)
Biological process (GO): protein polyubiquitination
Cellular component (GO): nucleus
Molecular function (GO): ubiquitin conjugating enzyme activity
Source: RefSeq, a predicted model, not a curated record